Molecule: messenger RNA, 444 nt
Organism: Paramecium sonneborni
Lineage: Eukaryota; Ciliophora; Oligohymenophorea; Peniculida; Parameciidae
Source: the annotation of a GenBank genome assembly
AUGAACAACAGGAAUUCUCUUAUCAAAAAUUACAGCCAAAUUCCAACCUUUAUCAAAACGCUUAAUAACUUUAAAUAAGUUAGAAUAAGAUCUCUUAAAAAUUUGUCCAUCUAACCUAUGCCAAAAAAAAAUAUAUUCACUAAUUUUUCUAAACCUAAUACUAAGUUUAACUCUCCAUUAAAAAAUAAAGAAAACUUUAUAUCAAAUUAGAAUGAUUUGGUCAUAAAUGCAAUUGAUUCUGAUUCUCUUCAUUUUUCGUAUUCACCUUCAUCUUGCAAAAAAAUUCAAUUUUAAAAGUAAGUCUUUAAUAGGAAAUUCAAAUAGACAUUUAAGCUCGAUAAAAAAACUAAGGAAUUAUGCAAUAUAUAUUUAGAAAGACCAAAAAGUAAAAUGAGCAAUCCUUUAGUAAAUCAAGUGAAUCAACUCAUUACAAGAUUAAGAUGA